AUGAAGGCCUUCUUCGCUUCCCUCGCCCUGCCUCUGCUGGCCGCAGCUGCCCCGGUCUCCGACGCCGCGCAGUCCAACCCUAAUUUCGGCGUCAUGGCCGUCCGCUCUGCCUCCCCCAUCCACUAUAUGCAGAUGAACGCUGCUGGACAGAAGUUCUGGCUGGGCGGCACAACCUCCUCCUACUGCCCAACCCAGGUCGGCGUGAACUGCCCCCUGGCAACCAGACCGUCAUUGCAGCUGGCGGCAACGCCAUGGUAUGUGACACUGCAUCUCCCCUUCCCCCUCCUCCAUUCCGGCUUCGGGCGCCACCGUCUUCUCAGACCUGACGUUGAAGUCCCCGGGGGCCAGCAAGUCUAUGUUGACCCAACCGGCGCUCUGAGCUUCACCCAGGCCCACUCCGCAUCCAUUCCGGCCGGUUCCCUGGUCGGCAGCCUCUCAUACGAGCCCGGCAACCCAUGGUCCCACUAUACUGUCAACGGUUGGGGCGCCAGCGGCUUCAUGGCUUGCCCCACUGAUGACAACCGCUGGCAGGUGUUCGCUGCCAUGAGCAACGCGACUGUGCCCUCCGGCAACGUGGCGGACUGCCUGGGUUUCUCCGCCGUGGCCCUGACCUACAAGGGUGAUGUGCCUGCCUGGCAGUAUAUUUAG
Penicillium macrosclerotiorum is the source of this 648-nucleotide messenger RNA. Its product is annotated as putative IgE binding protein. NCBI's taxonomy places the organism in Eukaryota, Fungi, Ascomycota, Eurotiomycetes, Eurotiales, Aspergillaceae. The coding region runs from base 1 to 648 and encodes 215 amino acids. The record is from RefSeq and is a predicted model, not a curated record. The transcript has 2 exons.